GCGAGGGCGUACAUGUCGCAAAACGUUAGUGCACGAUCAGACUUUGAAAGGAGAAGGAAUCAUAACAUUAGAAUUAUAACAGCAGAAACCACUUAAAAAAUCACAAAUUAUUUAUACAAUAAUAAGAGAAUCCAGUGAAAUAUGCAAGACGAGUCAAAAAAUACACCGAAGUUGGGACGCUUUCGAAGAGGUCACAAUGCGGGCACACCGGAGACUGCAAAGAGAAAUCUUUUAGAAACUACGUUACCUAGUGUUCGUGGAAAUACUUCUCGUACAACUUUAAUGCAGGAUGACAUUAUGCGAAAGCAGAAAUUACCAAAAAUUACUAGCAAAAAGAUCGCUGCAAACAGACAGUCGAUUAUGCCGUCGCAACUGUUGUUGGACGUAUCAAAAAAGGCAGACACUGAAUCGAAGGAGUUGGAAUUCGGGCUUCUCUACGAUGAAUAUUUGCAAGUCAAGCUGAUGGAUCUCAUAAUGAAGAAGAAAACCGAAGAGAAGAAGCAAUUGAUGGUCAUGCAGUUGGCCACUGUAGCGCAAGAACUUGAUCAGGAUACACAAAAGCUGAUCAAGAUCAAAAAGAGGGAACGUGAUGUAAUAAACUUACAUUUGGAGCAGGAAGAGAUAGACGUACAAAUGGAUGCAGUAGCAAAGUGUACUAAGAACGAAACGUUCAAAUCUGCAAAGGCCAUGGUAUCCAAGUUACGAUCUCUCUUGGAGCCUCUGGAUGUGUUACGGUGUAAUGGCAUAAUACUUCCCGAAACGCAGGAAGAAUGGAAAGAAACUCAGGAGAUAUUAACGAGAUGUUCAAGUGCCUUGAAGAACAUUAUGAAUCUGAUUGGCUCCAAAGGUGAAGCAUAUUGCACCAUGAGUGCUGGAUUGAAGGAUUUCGACGAAACGCAUAGCGAGAUAGAAAACCUCCAGAAAAAAUUGGAAGAAGCGCUUUGCAAUUUGCAAGUACUCGUACUGAAAAAUACCUCGCUCUCGCUAACGUACAACGGGAGUCAGUAAAUAGGCCUAGGAAUAUUAUAAAAAAUAGGAAAUUGAAGAAACUAGGAGCUUGCCUGUACAAAUAUCUCACGAGACAUGUUCUAUAAAUAUUUUCCAUAAAGCAUUUGUUACUGAGAAAUUCAUAAAAGUAUUAAAUAAAAUCUAUUUUAUAUAUUGAUAGAA
Messenger RNA from Ooceraea biroi (clonal raider ant), 1170 nucleotides. RefSeq lists its product as uncharacterized. Lineage: Eukaryota; Metazoa; Arthropoda; Insecta; Hymenoptera; Formicidae. The record is from RefSeq and is a predicted model, not a curated record.